GCUUGACAGCCUUGUCAAACGCAAAACAAGUACAAAUUUGGGUUCAAACAGAAAGAAGUUCAAUGUUAAUACAACUAUAUACAGUAUUCUAUACAAAUACAGGUGGUUUAAAAUGUUUUCAAUUGAAUUUUCAAAGCUUUUAUCUAUCGCUAUGAUAUUUAAUCAAACUGAACUUGAUGCCGCAGUUUUGCUGACGCUUGCGAAUGCAAAAAAACUUCCCGUAAACAGAGCAUUUCUACACAAAACUCUCGCUUAGUCUUCUGAUGCACUUGUACGUUCGGUUCUACUGGUUAAACAAGGAAAAUAUUCAAGAAACACUGGUAAAUUAUCGUUGUCAAAAAACAUUUCAGUGCUGAGACAGUACAAGGUCUCGAGGGCAAGGUCAAGUUGUCGAUUUCAUUACAUUUUACAGUACUUCGGAAUGUUUUCGAACUAUGGCUUCAUACAAGAGCAGUAAACGCACGCAUUUCAAAGCGAAAUUAGACCCAAAGGGGCAAUUUUUCAACAAAAUUCAUUGUUAAAUUAUGUUUCCUAAGUGCCUUGGGAGCAAAAAAAUAUGAUUUUAAAUUUGGAGGAAUCGGUAAAUUUUUUUGCAAUUUGGCCUGAUAUUGCACCCUACCUAUGCAAUGACUGUGCCGUAAAAGUAAUCAAAUAUACUAUUUUGAAUUUCCCUUCAUUGAAAGGAUCUACUAUUGUGGACUAAACUAAAUUUUAAUCAGCAUACAAGGCUGCAAACAACAGCCAAGAAUUAGCUGGGUAGUUUGCAAACUUUAAAAAUAAUUGGACCUCAAACUUUGAUCCCCAAAAGUAAACAAAUGGCCAAUACUGCGAACAUAAUCCAAGUUUUGACCACUAGGGGCAAUUUUUAGAUGUAAAAAAACUUGUUUAAGAUACAUAUCAAACAAAGGCAAAACAAAAUUUGGUAUUAAUUUUUUGGAGGAAACGUCAAGGUUUUCUGCUAUCCGCCCACGCUUCUACACCCCCUCCCCCGGGACCCUCUCUAUCAGAAAACAGUUUUCUGCAGAAACUAUGCUUUUUUAUCGGGAAAAUUUUUACUUUUCUCAAAAAAAUACUUUACAAACCCGGAAACCUUAAAUAUUUAAAUGAUUUUCAUACCUUUUCGGGAUUGCAAAAAGCAAAAUUUGAUUCAUUAUCACACUUUUUAAAAUAUAUGUGACAAAGUUGCUUCGAAAUCACUAUCACGCAGUAGCAUGAUUAUUUACCCUCAUCCUUUUAACUGAAUAAAGUUUAUCUUUUUGAAAAGCCAUUUGAUUUAUAGCUCUUGGUUAGCAGUUUACGUUUAUGUCGAUUUUGGCACCCAUGAGGCCAACAUGUUAUGGUAAUCUGCGAAUGAGAACUGAUAUUCGAAGAGCACAAAAGCCAACUCCUAGCUAUGUAACUUUAUCGCCUGAAUUUUGUAUCAAUCCACAAUUAAAUUUCUGGUAAUGUAGAUGCUUUCCAUACUUGAGAUGUUAGUGAAGUUUUUCCAACAAUUCAAUUUCCUUGAUCGCCGUCUUAAAAAUGCAAAAUCAUCAGUUGAAAUUUCACUCGUAUUGUUUUUUCAAAUUUUCGAAUUUUUGUAAAAUAUCGCGUGCGCCAGCAAUUUCUCUGCACAGCGACAACAAAUUUCCCAGCUGUUUACAUUGCUGAUAAUUUAAAAUUUAAAUAUUUCGUAAAUGCGAGCGUAAAUGCUAAAUUAUGACGUCUUCUAGUCGUGCAAGUAUUAGUGGGAACCUCACUGGUGGGAACACAGCUAGGGAACUGUUGGAAAAUUGCGCUAAUAACCUAGCAGAAGCGUCGCGACUCUUAUUGAACGAGGAAAUGAGUGGUGGUCGGUCAGCUAGUGUUCCUUCCCUCCCGAUCCCGAUUACGCCGAGGCCAAAUACAGCUGGUACACAUAGCCCAGGAAAUAGCAACAGCGCCAGGAUUGAACAUCAGAAGUUGUUUAAUUACCAACCAGCUAAAACAUCAACGAAGCCAGAUCCUAAAAAAGGCGGUGUGAACCGCCGUGCGAAGAGAGCCAGAGUUGAUAGCGGAGGUCAAUGUUCUUCCGGGGCCGGUUGUAUAAAAACGCAGUUAGCCCUAACUGCAGUUAAAAAGUAGUUAAAAAGCCUUAAAAAAUAGUUAACUUUAAUCACGUAGUUAAGCCGGUUGUAUAAAAGUGUAGUUAGCCUUAACUGCAGUUAAAAAGUAGUUAAAGUUAACUAUGCUUUAGGGUAUAGUUGUCCAAAACGUAGUUAAAAAUGGCGUUUGUAUAGGAGUGAACAACAUUUUUCAGUAAAACAAUAAUGAAAAGCAACGCUUACCUGAGAUUUUCAAUCGCUAUCUUCCCUGUAAAUGUUUCCUGACAAUAUAAACUCUUCAAACGCUAUCGCUUUGGUGUUUUUACGAAAACAGAACAUAUUUUUGCACAGGACGAUUUCUCGAAGACGAAGUAUGGUCCAUUACACCAAGAAACACUGAUAUAUAAUUGCCAAACAGCUAUACCUUGGUUUAACGUAGACAUCUCAAGAAAAAACUGCAUUCUUUUAUGAUUUUUGUGGCGGUUUUUCCUUGUUUUCUUGUUUAUUUUUCACUGUUUUCUAGUGUUUUGAAUAAAUUUCCCGCCUAUUUGCAAAAUACGAGUCCACAAUCAUGUUGAAAAUGUGUGAGCGGUCGUUACUCGCUGCUUACUUUAUGUAAUUUUGUGUUUAAACGCCCCACGCAAGCCCCACGCACAGUUACCUACGUGAUUAGUUAACUAUCCGACUAACUACGUUUUGUGCAACGCAGUUAAGUUGUGUAGUUAACUAAUUGCAGUUAAGGAUUUAACUACAGUGAUUAACGCUAACUACAGUUAGCGCUAAUUACGUUUUUAUACAACCGGCCCCAGGUGCAUGGGAUGAGCAUGCACUAAGCCAGUACUCAACUUACUAUAUAUUUUUCUUAUUGUCGAUUUCAGGUAAUUUUUCAACACGCUGUUCCCAACUUGAAUGCCAAUUAUGUUAUCAAGAAGUUGGGCGUGAACUUCACAACGAAGUUCGCAAGUUCAUUUCAAGUUCAUUUCAAGUUCCUUUCAAGUUCAUUUCAAGUUCAUUUCAAGUUCAUUUGUAAACAAAUGUACAAAUUUAUAAAUUUAUUUAAAAAGGUAUUUUCGUCUUGGCAGACCACUGGACCAAUAUUUUACUGCAGUAAUAUGUACAUAUGGCCCUAUACAGUAAUUUCAACUUCAACUAUAUGAACAUUUGUUUACAAUCAAAGUUCGAACUUUGAAAUGGACUUGCGAACUUCGUUGCGAAGUUCACGCCCAACUUCCGAACUUGACAACGUAAUUAGCAAGUUCGCAACGAACUUGGAAAUAACGUGUUGAAAAGUUACCUAAAAUCGACAAUAAAUUUAAAAAUAUAUUGGUUGACUUGCAAGAUGAAAAACUAGUUUCACAUUCAUUCUGCACUGCAGAAUAAAAUGAAAAAUUCUGUUGGCUUUUGAGCGGCAUUCCAAACUGCAUAAUCGCUUUCGUGUUUCUAGACUGCCACUCAACAUACCCAUUGAGCUAUCGCGUCAACAGGGUCAGGGAUUGGUAGCAAGUCUUAUCCAACUUAAAAGUAUUUCUCGUGCGAAUAUCCUCAGCUCAGAGACAACGAAUUUUUCGUUGUUUUCGCUUAAUGAGAAUAAAUAUACAUAAUAAUACGUAAUACUUUAUUAUAUAUGAAAUUAGCUUGUCAUAUAUAUCUUUGAGGAUGAUUCUGCAAAAUGGAUUUAAACAAGACAAGCGAUGUUAACAUGUCUCUGGUUAACAUCGUAUUCCCGUCUGAAACCCUACAUUGUGGUCUAGUGGUAUAUAAAACAACCGAACCGAGAGGCACGUAGAUUUAAAACUGCAUGCUCUAUGACCUAUGUAAACAGACGUAUUUUUAAAAUGUAAAAAUAAGAAUUUUCGUAAUCGUAUAUUCUCGUAAUUACUCACCUUGUCAAUAUUUUGUUAAUAACUGUAACUUAAGAUAUAUACCUUGUAUCUUGAGACGAAUGAAGAUGUCACAACUAUGAUAUAUAUAGUCUAUGCAUGUAUUUUUCAGCUGCAGUCAAGGGAACUAGGAAUUAUUAUUUUAAUUGCGAUCGAUCAAUUUUAAUACUUACAAACUAAGAAGACAUGACAUCCACUAGUUUGAUAACAUCAAGCAUACAGUUCCUUGUGUCAAUUAUGAAGGAAAAGUGAAAAAAGAUAUAUGCGUGCAAUUCCCUUUCCGGACCAAUAUCAAAAACAACGACAGUUUAUCGACAAGAUUGCACAUGCAGACGUGUAUACAAAAAUCCAAACAUUUAAACAUUCAAGGCAUAUAACGUAUUAAUUAUAUCCGUCAAUAAUCAGUUUUGCUGGUGACACGUAAAUUAAAGUUAUCCUGUCAUACAUCAAUUAUGAUAUCGACUGCAAGCUUGACAUAUACUUUCAUAUUUGGUUAAGGUUUUGUUAUUAAUUUGAAUUUACAUAAAGCAAGCGAAUUACAGUAUAGACAUUUAGUCCCAGAGUCCGCCAGAGAUGGACAUGCAUCUAAACUCGACCAAAAUCUUCGCACGAAAGUGAAAAGACAAAGACUUGUUAUUUUAAAUUUAAAGAUUUAUUCAAUAAAAAAGACAUGGUAGAUAAAAACUAUAAUUAAAUUAUAACUCGGUUAAGAAGAGGAAAGACAAUAAAAUAUACAGCAUUCAAACUUGGUUCUGAGAAUCUUUGUCCAUAAAGAAAGGCCUUCUUGAGCCUCGUAAACAUAGUAGAGCAGACUUAAUUAAGCUGGAAGAGAGUUUAUCCUUAUAUCCAAGACAUAACAAUGGAAUAUGGUUUAUCUUCUUUGAGUGAGAUUUUCUGAGCUUGUAACUUGUUAUAUAUGUUGCGCAUUUCCAUAUAUACACACGUGCAAAUUUUGCUGCAAUUUCUAUAGUGCAAUUUUCGUCUUCUGCAUGGGGCCGGUUGUUAAUCCAAAGCUAGAUUAGUGCUAAUCCUCGGUUAAAAUUUAACCUGCUGUUUUAGUUUAUAUAUUUAUAUACGUCUGUUUAUUUCAAAACAUCAGAGAAGAAAAGUCCUACUGAUCCAGACAGUAUUUCUGAGACUAAAGGCCCGGUCACACUACACAACGAUAACGAUACGAUAAAUUGUAAACACGCGAUAAUUGGCAAAAAAAUUGUGUUAAGGUAAAAUUCAACCUCGGACGCUUCGCAAGACGUUUUAAAUUGAUGUUUUUUAUGAAGCUAUUAAAUUUGCCUUUAUCGAAAAACUUCGAGUUUGAAAUAAAAUGAUUUCAAAUUCUUUCAUUCAGACAACUUUGCUUUCUUUUUUAUUUAAAAUUUUAAUAUAAUAAAAAGGAUAAUCAAUAAAGAAACACUAAAAUUAUAUGCUGUCUUUUUCAUUUAAAAUAUACCAAACGAUCAGCUUUUAUUAAAAGCAAUUAUAAAGCGAACAAUACAUCAAUAUUUAAAACAAACUUACCUUCGUUAACGUCGCGGUGCCUUUAUUCCCUUCUUUUAGCAAUUCUUUCGCCUUUAUUCUCUUAAAAUUAAAAAGCUUUUGAAACUCACAAAAUCUUGCAAAAAUGAAAUGCAUUUGCAAGAAAUCAUUAAAUCCAGAAAUGCUUGCUAUUUCGCUGUCGUCAUGCAGUCGUUAUAAUGCAAAUUUUAAAUUUGACCAAUCAGUGUUCGCUACUCAUGACAGUCCGCCAUAUUUUUGAGGUCAGUGAGGAUGACCAUGCCCGCGAUUAUUGAUGAACUUCAGACUUUGCUAAAAUGCUUUCGUUUUCCCGGGUGUAAUGCUUUCGUUUUCCCGGAACGGCACUUCGCGCCGUUGGCUCGGGGAAUAUAACUUAUUGGAGUCUUCUGGACCUAAUAUGGCUGGCUUGCCAGAAUCAGAAACCGUUGCAUGUGUAAAGUGACCACAAAUAAUUUGCAAAUAUAUCGUGUAAUAGUGAUAGUGAUUGUAUUCGAUUUAAACUUAUAAAUACAAGAAUUAUCUACUAAAUAAAGUAAAUUAUAAGAAACAACAUGAACUUACUUCUUUGGCCUAUAUCACUUUACAUUACAAAAUAUAAACCUAUGUCUUUGAAGCUUAUAAGUAUAUACCUUGCCUAUAAAUAUAAACCUUGCCUAUUGUUCUCAUUCUAUUCUCUGUCCACGGGGUGUAUAACUGAGAUCUUAGUAAUAGGUCUUUGGUAAUUACCAUUUUGUAUCUUUACUGUUACAUUUCGAACUUUUCCAUCUUUACCUUGGUGAACUUCAAUAAUUCUUCCGAUCGUCUAAUUUCCUCGUACCGCAUUCAAAUAAACUAACAUGGCAAUAUUGUUGACUUUGACAUCGCAUCGUUGAACAUCCCAUGUUUUUCGUGGAACUAAACAGGGAAAGACGUCUCUGGUCCAUCGUUUCCAAAACGAGUCAAGAAUUUGUUGUAGAAAUUCAAUUCUGUGUCGCGGUUUCUUUGUCUUCAGGAAUGGUCCUUGUAGAACAUAUGAGGAAGCACUUCCUAACAAAAGGUCAUCGGGGUUGUUGGUUGAUCUACCAAUUGGUCGUUGGUUUACCAUAUUUGCUACUUCCAGCAGUAUGGUUUGCAAUUCAAGUGCUGUGAGAAGGUUAUCUCCCAUAGCUUGUUCAAGGGCUAUUUUGCAACUUUUUACCAACGAUUCAUCACAUCCGUUUUGAUGUGGGGCAUUAGGUGUAAUGAAUUUCCACUCCAUUCUUUUAUAUGCUGCAUAUUCCAUGAGUUUCUUCACAUCCCAAUCUUGGAUCAUCUUUGCUAGUUUGCUAUCCGCGAAUUCCAUUGUUGAACAAUCUGUUGCAAGUUCCAAAUGAACUGCCCGAGUAUUCAGACAAGAAAACAAAACACCAUAGUGUUAAGUGGUUUUAUUUCUUCCAAUUUUAACUUUAUACGGACCGAAAUAGUCACAAACUGUAUGGUAAAACGGAGGCGUUUGCGGCAUCAAUUUUAUCUUCUGCAGUUCAGCCAUAAACUUGCGAUUCAAUCUUUGGAUGAGAUUUCUUACAGUGAAUACACUUUUUUUCAUUAACUUUGCCAAUUUUUGCACUCCGGUAAUCCAAAAUUUUCUUCUGGUUUUCGCCGCUGUCGACGCUAUCCCAGUGUGAGUAAUCCGAUGUACAUCUUUGGUAAUCAGGUAUGAAAUGUGGUGGUUCUUUGGAAGAAGUACUGGAUGCUUCGAAUCAUACGUUACGAUAACUUUAUCCACUCGCCCGCCUACUCUUAUAAUGUCUUUGUCAUCUGUGAAUGGACUAAGCAUAUUGAACUCCUUCUUAAUACGUUCGUGUAACUCUCUUUGUGCUGUCUUGAUCCCUAACUCUUCAGCCUGGUCUAACUCAAAAGCUGUUAACGGGUCGACAUUACUUCGGGUUUUGUUUUUGACCAUAGUUUUCAUAUGUAUCGUAAAAUCCACGCCAUCACUCUCACCAAUCUCUUCCACUUCGAACAUUUCGUUGGGUCGAUUGCGUCCGUAUGGUGCUUGAGGAAAAGGCUGCUUGGGUGAUUUCGAUGUUCAUUGUCGAGUUCCGCAGGAUCGAUUGGCAUAGCUGGCUGUUCAGGAUAUUCUUUUUUGGGUUGAUUCAGGAACAUUGGGUCACUCUUCCAACGGUGUUCUAGAUCUUUCGCUGAACUGCCUCUCGAUAAAUUAUUGACUACAUUGUGCUCACUCAGUAAGUGUCUCCAUGUCGAUGGACUGAUGGAUCACAAUUCGUCGGAAUUUCCGCAACCUUGCUCGACACAAAUGGUUUGAAACUUCUUGACUGACUACGAAUUCAUGUAAGGACUAUCAGAUUGUCCGUAAAGAAAAUAACUCUCUCGAACUGUAAACGACAUUCUUCUGUUAUGAUCUUGUACAAUUUUCUUUAAGAGGGGCAACUCUCGACUUAGCAGAUAUAAAUCGACUUUCAUAAUUACCACUUGGCUUUUCCCAGCGUAAAUAAGAUCAUGCUCCAAAUACAUCUCGAGACGCGUCCGCAAAAAUACGAAGUGUUGGUAGUCCAAUAGUGUUCGGUGGUGUUAAACGUCUUGGGAACGAGACAUUAUUUAAGUCCUCGAUUUCUGCAAAAAAACUCAGUCCACCACUUUGAAACCUUAGAUGAAAGUUCUUCGUCGCAAUUUAAUCCUUGCUGCCAGAGUCGUUUUAAACGGAUUUUUGCACGGAUUAGGAACGCCGCUGCGAAUCCAAUUGGAUCAAAUGCACAAGCUAUACUUUACUAAGGAUCUUUCUCUUCGUUAAUUUCAACUUGCUUGAAUUUUCUUUUGACGGUACAGAUAGCUCAUUAGCUUUACCUUUAAAUGUGAAGGCGUCCUUACUAUUGUUCCAGACAACACCUAGAACCUUUUCUUCGGAUUCACCUUCCAAAAAACUAACACUUGAUUUUUCUUCAGCCGGUAGAUUUUCCUGUAGAAUUUCGUUCGAUAACCACUCUCACUUUAAAGCCUCCUUUAUCUAAGAUUUUGUCGGGAUCUUACUUGCCGGGCACAUUCUACAUUGGGUACGGAAUCACAAAUAUCAUCCAUGUACGUAUUCUUUUUCAAUAUUUCGGCUGCAUAUGGAUGAGCGUUUUCUGCUUGGUUUGCCGUCUUUCUUAAGGCAAUUUGUGCCAUCGCCGGUGCUGGUUUGUCACCAAAAAUUCAUUAACACAGUUUUUACGUAAGUGUCUGUUGGUUUAGUUGCAUCCAUAUCUCGCCACAAAAAUCGAUGUACAUGCUGGUCUUCAGGUAUUUCAAUUCUGUGAUACAUCUUUGAUAUAUCUCCGCUUACAGCGACCGUUUGCUCCUUGAAUUUAAGGAUAACUCCUAAUAUGUUGUUCAAAAGGUCAAGACUUUUUAUCCAGCAAUCGUUAAGUCAGUGUCCCUUGUAUUUUGUCCAAGAAUUAAAUACGAUUCUUACUGGCGUGCUCUUCUUAUCAGGUCGAACAACUAUUAUCAAUUAGCUUGCGUCCUUGCUCUUGGUGGGAUGGGCGUUGACCUUCGUGGGAUGGGAGUUCAACCUCGUUCCCAGGGCUUUUCCCUUUUUCCCUGGGAACAAGGUUGAUGUGAGUUGACCUUGGUGGGAUGGGCCUUGACGUUGGUGGGACGGGGUUGACCCUGACCUUUAAAUAAUCCUUUGUUCUGAUCCUUAUCUGCAUAAACCUUUGCUGACAGUCAUCAAUCCACUCUUCCUCAGUUGCAAAUUCUUUAUCGCCAACCACUAACUGAAUAUAUUCGUCCUAUUUUUCAACCAAUUUCUUGUAUAAACCUUCAAAAUUAGCGAGUGAUUCCUCAACUUUUGGUAUAGGUCUCCCAUUUUUCAAUAAAUAAUCCAAGUCAUUUCCUGCCCUUGUAGGCUUGUAACACUCGAUUUUGCACAUCUUCCGACUUCCGUUUCUUUUUCGCUUCGUUUAACGCCUCCUUCGUUACAUCCGUCAUGAAUAUGGUCAGCUAGAAAUCGAAUUUAUGGCUUGCCAGAAUCAGAAACCGUUGUCUAAAGUGAUGACCACAAAUAAUUUUCAAAUAUCGUAUAAUAGUAGUAAUAAUAUUCGAUUUAAAAUUAUAAAUACAAGAAUUAUCUACUAAAUAAAGUAAAUUUAUUAAAAAACAACAUGAACUUACUUCUUUGGCUUAUAUCACUUUACAAUACAAAAUAUAACCUAUUUCUUUGAACGUUAACCUCGAGUAAACAACUUAAAACCAACGUGUUAAUUUCCAGCUAUUUUUCUGUCACGUGACUGUGUCUGUUCAAUAAUGACGUAAUACUUAUCUAUUUUAAAAUUAGCGAAACAAUGGCCAAAUACUAAGUUGACACUUCAAUAUUGAGAGAGACUGAAAGUCGAGCCUAAUAUUGAAGUCCAGACUUAAUAUUUUUCCAUAUUGGACGAAGAUGAACCAAUAGGUAAUUCGCUUAUAUCGAACAAAAAAACUUUCGUUGUAACCAGGAAUAACAGAGCCGCAAUAACCUAGUUUUAUGAGUUAAACUCAAUUCCAUGCAUUAAGUACGUUUUAAAGGUGAUUUGACCUAAUCUUAAAGGUGAUGUAGAGUCCGUAAUGUAAACAAACUCAUUUCUAGCUAUUGUAAAAUAUGAUUAGAUAUAUAUUAUACUGAAUUUUUAACACUCUUCUGGAUCGCUAUGCUUGUAAGUUAAUAGAGGCUAGAGAUUCAAUUCAAGAAACUUCGGAAGGUGCGAAAUAUUAACAACAUUCCAAUUGUCUGGUCCCGGACCAUUGGAAUGUAGGCCUGCGCAGAACGUAUGGGCAGAACGGACUUUACAUUAUCUUUAAUAUAAAAUAUAUUAUAUAUUAUAUAUUACUGACUUCACGACUGUUGUAAACAAAUGAAUUUCGCAGUUUUAAUAAAACUGUAGAAUAAACGGUGUUAAUGUUCCAAAUCCCUUAUUUCAUUACUCUUUUACAUCGUUUACUGUAUUUUGUGUUUGGAAUGGCCAGGCACGUGGCUCGAUUGAAGACCGUGAUUGGUCCCCCCCCCCAAGUUUUCAGAAAACACAAAAAGUGCCCUUUCUCCGGUGGAAAAGUGCCCUUUGCCUUCGUGAAACAUGUUGUUCAGAUUGCAUUUUUUAUGAUUGCAAUUAUUUUUCCUUCAGAAAACACAAAAAAUGCCGACUCUCCCAUUGCAAAGUGCCCUUUGCCUUCGUGAAAAAUGUUGUUCAGAUUGCAUUUUGUAUGAUUCCAGUCUCCCCCCACCCCACCCCGUCACCAACAUUUCCGGAAAAAUUUCUCAGGUGCCCUUGUCAUCCAAAAGUGCUCCUCGAACCGGGACCACCCAAUCUUUCGAUGCUUCCUACGCAACUGAUUCCAACUAUAGUUAAAAUUUUGAUCUAGGCAAGAAGAACAAAAUGCAUCACGACAGCUAGAAAGAGCAUGUUAAAAUUAGUAAAAUUGGAAAGUUUAGUUGUGAAAUGUUGUAAAAUGAGGAAAAUAUAGCCCUACGAAAUUUGCAAAUUUUGUAUUAAUUUGUAUUACGCACGGGAAUUUGCACCACAUUCGGCUUAAAUGUGCAUUUCCGGCGCGUAAUACAAAUAAUUUAAUACAAAAUUUGCAAAUUUCUUAGGGCUAUAUUUUACAACAUUUCGCGGCCAAACUUUACGCUUUUACUAAUUUUAACAUGCUCUUUCUAGCAGUGGUGACGGAUUUUGUUCUUCUUGCUUAGAUCAAAAUUUAGCUAUAGCUGGAAUCCACCAUCAGCAAGAUUUUAUACCAGAUACACAAGUUCCUUCACGCGCGGUCAUAAUUUCCUUUGUCUUUGUGAAUUUUUUAUGAAAUAUUUUGUUUCAACCAAGAAAAUUAAAGCUAAAGUUUGUGUAUAUUAGUUCAAAAUCUGUUUCUGAUUUUCAGAGAUUGAUUAAAUAUUUAUUUUCUUCGAGUUUUCGUCAUGAAUCAUUAACUAAUUAUCUUAUCUAGGUACGAAUGAAUUAUUGUCUUAGAAAUAAUUGUCCAAAAGGCUACGCAUUUAUUAAAGGAUUUCCAUACCAGCUUGACAGCUUUGGGUCGUUCAGGCAUGUUAUCAUUUUCUUCUCUCUACUUCACUGUUCAUGUUAUUUUUAAUUAUUUAUAUUUCCUAAAUGAUUUUUUUUAUUUUUCUCAAAAUCGACAACUGUAUUCUUAUUUUUUGUCAAAGUUUCUGUCAGUUUUAAUAAAAUGAAAUUAGUUGACUAAGUUUGGCUUGUCCAAACAGAGUCAAAUCGUCUUCUGAAAAAUUAUUAGUUUCCAAGCAUCCCAACUGGGAAUCGAACCAAAGGUCUUUGGUUUAACGCACCAGCGCUCUAUAAUUAUUCUGGGCUAUUGCAUGGGAUCGCCCAAUUGAAACACUAUAUAAAUCAUGACCGAUCAGGCAUGAAAUAAAUAUUGCUGGUUGUUCUCUGCAAUGUGCAAUGUGCAAUGUGCAAUGUGGAGUGUGACUUUUAAGCUUUUCCUGGAAUAAUUGACUCAACUAUCUUGCUUACCUAAACCAUCACCUACUUAUUUAUCUAUAUGAAUAUAAUUAUAUUAUCCAAGUAAUAUAAAACAUCUAAAAAAGUUCCAUUUUAGUUACAGUGCAUUAUCUCUAAUGUCUGGUAUAAUCCAUAAUUCUACAGCAUUUGUUGGGUGUGACAAUUACAAGGUUAGUUUUAACCAAACAUUUUACACCAGUGGUAGUUAAAAGUAGGCUACAUUGGCACGGUUGCCAUGCACGAUUUCUUUAUAACUUUAAAUUAAUUACGGUUCAAGAAUACAUGUAUGAUCUUAUGUAUCAUGCAGUUCCAGGUAGAGUAUCGGUUCUCAAAUCCUGCGGAUUUCGUAUCUGCUGAAUAGGUUAUAUAACACAGGCAGUACAUUAUCAUUCACUAUCUUUUCUUCCUUUCCUAGUUUGUAUUGAGUAACCUAUAUCUUAGUAUUGCAUUUAUUUUAACGGGCUACUAGGGGACAUAUACAUUAUAAUUUACGUGGUGUUUCCACAAACAAAAAGUAUUAUAUAAUUCUAACUCUAUCACAUUUGUUUCGUUUUCUCAGCCUUUGUCCUGGUUUAAAAUUUAAUAAAAUGUCUAAACUUAUUUUAAAUUUAUUUAAAAAAAUUUGAAAUAAUAAAUUUGAUGAAAAAUAAUUCAAGUGUUGACAUUGUUUUAGUGUUGUGCAUGCUACGGUCCUAAAGGUGGAAAAAACGACUAUUGUGGCAAAAUGUGCAUGGCCGUUAAUGGUGGAACUGUGACCAAACAAGCUUAUGUUUGGUUCUGGAUCAGAAAUCGUAUGCCAAAGCGCGUGUGGAAAAGAUGCAUGGAGUUUCAGAAGAAAACGGACAAUGGUAAACUUGAGACGUUUUUCAUCGAUCAAAAAACUGGUUCUACCCAUAAGGUAUUAAAAAUACUCAAAAAAUUGUCAAAAAAUUACAGAUUAAUCAAGAAAUUAGGCUGCGUUUACACUUUAUAGCGACUCAAAAACUGUACCGCGCAUAGGAAUUGUUUUUACAUAAAUGAGGUAAUCGAAUCAAUUUCUGCAUCGAAGCGCCGGUCCGCUAUUCCAAGUGGUGCGUAUUGUACCGGAUUGGUUUUUGCAACGCUCUCAUUGUAAUGUAUGAACACCAAUCGUAUCAAUUUUCGGUUCAAUUCGUGAUUAUUCUAAUAAUCUUAUUUACUGGUAUAGCUUGCUUACUCUUUCAAAUUAAUGUUUGCAAUAUAUCUGCUUUUGGUAAAUGCGAAGGUAUUGAAAGGCCGGAGCGGAAGCUGUUUACACUUGGGCCGUAACAGUGUAUAAACGUAGCCCAACUACUGCUGGUUAAUUAGAUUUCUUGGUCGUUUGGAUUUGGAUUAUAUAACCAACUUCCACAGUUAAGCAUAGUCAAUUGCGGGAACCACUGAGCAUUUUCAUGAAAUACACAACAACGGUAACUCCAAAUAAAGACAACAUUUUUGUUGUCUUUAUUCUACGAAACUAUGUUAGUGGAUAAAUAAACAGAAGCCCAGGUUAUUCAAUGCGGCUGCAAGCAACAGCUCAUAUUACUCCACUUCUAAUGCAUCUUAAAUGGUUACCAAUAGAGUUUCGAGUCAGGGACUUUAAAAUUGCCUUAUUAGUCUAGAAAGCCCUCAAUGGUAUGGCACCUCAGUACAUUGCUGAUCUAUUGUCAUCAAAGCCUGAAGGCAAUCACCAUUAAAGGUCAGAUGAUUGUUCUUUGUUACAGAUUCCCAAAAUAAAAUUAAUUCAAAAACUCUUGAAGACAGAUUAUUUAAGCACGCUGCUCCUCUAAUUUGGAACAACAACAACAACAACAAACAACAAAAACAAUAAUUUAUAUAUACCAAUUGCAAGUUUCAUAAAUUAUAAACACAACAUUACAGAUAUUACAAAAACAAUUUCUAGCAUACGGCAGCUAGAGUAGCACAAGCUUGCGAGCUACCCCUCUCCCUAUAGUCUCUCCCCUUUUACAUUAGGCCUGUUUUAUACGUCGAAUUUUGGUUGCGUCGAAUGCAAUUAAGACAAUAGAUAAUAAGAUUGAUAAACCUCAUUAAGGAUGUCUUGGCCAAACAACAAGAUUCCUGGUCACAUUAACCUGAUUAUGGUAUAGGAAGUGAGAUAAAAUAAACAUGCAGGAAAUUUAAUCACGAAUAUUAGGUUAACCCAAAUGGAAGGGUAGUGUUUCGUAAUAAACUUUUGUUGUUUCAGUCGAAUCGUCGAGCAUUGAAAGAUUCGUGGGUGCCCAAUGUGAAAAUGAGACGCGUUGUUUGUUUUUUGUGGCUAUUUUUGCUACAUUUUCCAUCAUUUAGUUAUUAAUGUUUCAUAUUUCUAAUUAUCGAUAUAUUUAGGGGUCAUGUUCCAAACACUUUCGUACACUUUUGAAUGAAGGCGUAA
Messenger RNA from Paramuricea clavata, 14305 nucleotides. Lineage: Eukaryota; Metazoa; Cnidaria; Anthozoa; Malacalcyonacea; Plexauridae. The record is from the annotation of a GenBank genome assembly.